AUGGCAAACGCAAUCAUUCAAUCUUCCCAACUUGGGAUUGGAACUAAUGAUCAAGAUAGGAAUGUUUCCGGGAAAUUCGUUCAAACUCCCCCUGCACCUAAACCACUCAUGAAACUUAAUGUAGGAACUUCUCCUUCCGAGUUAGCGUCGGGCAAUUCACCUUCAUCAAGUAUCACUGCUAUCGAUAGGACACAGGAACAAAGGAGAUCAAGGCAGGAGAUAUCUUCAGACGACAACGAGAAAAUCCAAGACGACAGCGGGAAAACAAAGUACGAACAGUGGUAUCCUGGGGAUGCGACACAUGAUGGUCGACCAGCUUGGUGGAAUAGGUACUUUUGUUGUGGUUAUGGUUUAGGUUGUCUCUUGUGUCCGUGUGGAAGUUGGAAUUGCAAACAUGAGAGGAGUUAG
Kwoniella shivajii is the source of this 408-nucleotide messenger RNA. RefSeq lists its product as uncharacterized. The record is from RefSeq and is a predicted model, not a curated record. NCBI's taxonomy places the organism in Eukaryota, Fungi, Basidiomycota, Tremellomycetes, Tremellales, Cryptococcaceae. The transcript has 3 exons. The coding region runs from base 1 to 408 and encodes 135 amino acids.